Molecule: messenger RNA, 2360 nt
Organism: Daldinia caldariorum
Lineage: Eukaryota; Fungi; Ascomycota; Sordariomycetes; Xylariales; Hypoxylaceae
Product: putative alcohol oxidase
Exons: 4
Coding region: 177-1973 (598 amino acids)
Molecular function (GO): flavin adenine dinucleotide binding; oxidoreductase activity, acting on CH-OH group of donors
Source: RefSeq, a predicted model, not a curated record
GUAAUUGGUGUUGGCUAAGCUUAAAGUCGAUCAUUGCUUUUAUUUACCUAGGGACCCUCCCACUGUCAUACUAGGAUCUUGGUAACCUACCUUACUUAACUACCUGACCUACCCUUAGGUAUCUAUUAUUAGAGUUAUUCAUUGCUGUUUCUAUUCAUCAAACACCGGGUCUCAAUAUGCCGUUAUACACUCAGCUACCCGAUACUAUCCAAGAGGUGGAUGUGAUCGUCGCUGGAGGUGGUACUGCCGGCUGUAUCGUUGCGUCUAGACUCGCGGACAAAGACCCCAACUUGAGUAUCUUGGUCAUUGAAAGUGGACCGAACAACUAUAAUGAGACUCUUAUCAUUCACCCGGCCUUUUUCUUCGCCAACUUGGCGCCUGGAUCAAAAUCGGUCGCAUUCAAAGUGGGCAACAAGUCUGAGCAUCUCGCCGGCCGAGAAAUCGUUGUUCCUACAGCCAAUAUCCUUGGCGGUGGUUCUUCCGUGAACUUCUCGCUAUACAGCCGAGCUCAACGUACCGACCUCGACUCUUGGCAGACCCCCGGAUGGUCUGCAGACGAACUACUGCCAUACAUGAAAAGGAUUGAAACAUAUCAAGGUCCGGACUCGAAAGGUCUACAUGGCACUGAUGGCCCAAUUGUCGUUUCCAGUGGCUCGUACCGCGCCAAACGAAUCGAAGAUGACUUCCUCGACGCCCUGAAGGAGGUCGGCUACCCCGAAGUUGAGGAUAUGAACGAUCUGGAUACCUGCAACGGCGCGCAGCGUGCCAUGCGCUACGUCGCCCCAGACGGAAUGAGGCAAGACGUUGCUCAUUCAUACCUUCACCCCAGACUUAGGGACGGAAAGCACCCUAAUCUCCACGUUCUCGUCGAGUCUACAGUGGUGCGACUUGUACUCGAAAACGACCGCGCUGUAGGCGUCAUUUACCGACCGAACUCUGCGUCAUCCGCCGCCGAGGAUCGAACUAUCAAAGCCAAGAAGCAGGUCGUCCUCUCUGCUGGGGCUUUCGGCACUCCAGCUAUCCUAGAAAGGUCUGGAAUCGGCAACCCUGAGAUAUUGAAGAAAGCAGGUGUGCAGCCCGUCGUGGAUCUUCCUGGCGUUGGAAUCGGUUACGAAGAUCAUCAUAUCGUCGGAUACCCCUACCGGUCGAGCUUGAACCCGGACGAAUCCCACGAUGCGAUCAACGGUGGUCGAUUCGAUAUGGAAGACCCCGAGACCCGUAAGCUUCUGGGCUGGAACGCCGCAGACAUUACCUGCAAGCUUCGGCCGACGGAGAGCGACGUUGCCGCGUUGGGUCCCGACUUCCAGAAGGUGUGGGAGAAAGAAUGGAAGCAUAACCCGAACAAACCCAUGAUAGUCAUGGCAGCCUACAAUGCCUUCCCCGGAGUACCCAUUGGCCUCCCCGUCGCGCAAUACUUCGGCCACAACAUAUUCACACCUUACCCCUUCUCGCGCGGCCACGUGCACAUCACGGGGCCGAACCUAGAAGACAAGAUCGACUUCGAGUCCGGCUUCUUCGCGGAUGACGGGGAGAUCGACAUCAAGAUGUGCCGGUGGGCGUACAAGGUGCAGCGGGAGAUCGCGCGGCGCCGGAGCGUGUACCGGGGCGAGGUAGCGCGGGGCCACCCAGCGUUCGCGGCGUCGUCGCAGGCGGCGAUCGUCGAGACGGAAGGGCCCCUCCCCGCGCCCGUCCGCAACAUCGAGUACACGGCGGAGGACGACGCGGCCAUCGACCGGUUCCUGCGCGAGAACGUCCAGACCACCUGGCACUCGCUCGGCACCUGCAAGAUGAACCGGCGCGAGGACCUCGGCGUCGUCGACGCGAGCUUGAACGUCUACGGCGUCGGCGCCCUCAAGAUCGCUGACCUCAGCAUCUUGCCCCGCAAUAUCGGCGCGCACGCCGCGAAUACGGCUAUGGUCAUCGGCGAGAAGGCCGCCGACCUGGUCGCCGACGAGCUAGGGCUCGCGCAGUAAGUACCUAGGUACCUACCUAAGUGAGAAAAAAAAAGGGGGGGGGGACAACUUUAGGUACAUGCGAUAAUGCGCCUAGGCUUUAGCUACAGCACAUCUUAGGUACAAUACCUUUAGAUUAGGUAGUUGGUUGUUGUUAAUCAACACACUGCGUUAGAGGUGCAACUAACUAAACCAACCAACAUACUAUGUACCUAACUUACUGUCUUUUAAUUGUGAUGGCGCGAUAUACAUUAGCUACCUAAACUACUUGGCUUUGAUAACCGGGUGUUGGAAUCCUACUGGUACUCUACGUUGCUUUGCAUAAACUGUAGUCUUGUCUGUAAGGUUACCAUUCCGGGUGCCUGCCCCCUUCCCCUCCCUGUAAUAGAAGAAUCAUUAUGAUUGUUG